Molecule: messenger RNA, 2509 nt
Organism: Callithrix jacchus (white-tufted-ear marmoset)
Lineage: Eukaryota; Metazoa; Chordata; Mammalia; Primates; Cebidae
Gene: ANKRD54
Product: ankyrin repeat domain 54
Biological process (GO): regulation of protein kinase activity; regulation of intracellular signal transduction
Cellular component (GO): nucleus; cytoplasm
Molecular function (GO): protein kinase regulator activity; protein binding
Source: RefSeq, a predicted model, not a curated record
GUUUUGGGAGGGGUUUAAGUUGGAAGGAUCGUCAUUGGUUCGGCCGUUCAGGCUAGGCCUGAGCCCGCCCCGCUCGGAUGUCGAGGUUGCAGGCCGGGCCCGCUAGGCCCGCCCGCCCGCCUGCCCGCCUGCUGGCUGACAGCGCGACUCAGGGCGGAGGGAAGUAGGUCCGUUGGUCGGUCGGGAACGAGGCUCCAGCGGCCAGACCCGUGCUGAGCCGUUGCCAUGGCAGCCGCCGCCGGGGACGCGGAUGACGAGCCGCGCUCGGGCCACUCGAGCUCGGAGGGCGAGUGCGCGGUGGCGCCGGAACCGCUAACGGGAGCUGAGGGCCUCUUCUCCUUCGCCGACUUCGGGUCUGCUCUGGGCGGCGGCUCGGGCCUCUCGGGCCGGGCGUCCGGCGGGGCCCAGUCGCCGCUGCGCUACCUGCACGUCCUGUGGCAGCAGGAUGCGGAGCCGCGCGACGAGCUGCGCUGCAAGAUCCCCGCCGGCCGGCUGCGGCGCGCCGCCAGGCCCCACCGCCGGCUCGGGCCCACGGGCAAGGAGGCGCACGCUCUGAAGAGACUGAGGGACUCAGCCAAUGCCAACGAUGUGGAAACAGUGCAGCAGUUGCUGGAAGACGGUGCAGAUCCCUGUGCAGCUGAUGACAAGGGCCGCACAGCUCUACACUUUGCCUCCUGCAAUGGCAAUGACCAGAUUGUGAAGCUGCUCCUGGACCACGGGGCUGAUCCCAACCAGCGAGAUGGGCUGGGGAACACGCCACUGCACCUGGCGGCCUGCACCAACCACGUCCCUGUCAUCACCACACUGCUACGCGGAGGGGCCCGUGUGGAUGCCCUGGAUCGAGCUGGCCGCACAUCCCUGCACCUGGCCAAGUCGAAGCUGAACAUCCUGCAGGAGGGCCAUGCCCAGUGCCUGGAGACUGUGCGGCUGGAGGUGAAGCAGAUCAUCCAUAUGCUGAGGGAGUACCUGAACCGCCUAGGGCGGCACGAGCAGCGAGAACAGCUGGACGACCUGUGUACCCACCUCCAGAUGACCACUACCAAAGAACAGGUGGAUGAAGUGACUGACCUCCUGGCCAGCUUCACCUCCCUCAGUCUGCAGAUGCAGAGCAUGGAGAAGAGGUAGCAAGAGCGGCUCCCUGCCUUCCUGCCACUGCCCACCCCUGCCCCACUGCUCUCUCAGUACCAAGAAAAAGGCCUACAUCUGGGACUUGGAGCUGCACUUGUCUGGUGAGGACCUUGCCCUCACCUGCAGAUGCAGUGGGGCAGAGAUGCUCUCUCCAUGGCCUCAGAGCUGCUCCAGUCCGUCUCCAGCAUCUCUGUAGACAGGGACCACAGCUCCCAGCUUCUUCCAGUUCCUGCAGCACCAGACCAGCCUCUGCAGCUACACUUCAGCUCUGCAGACCUACACUGUCCCAGCAGACCUCACUUGCCCAUGGCCUUCAUGGCACCCUCCAGGCCUCAGACUCUUCCUUGUGUUCCGUCCCAGCUACAAGCUUGUUGUAGUCAGCAGGUGUGGACAGGCAGGCACCCUCUGGCCACGGGAACUCGGUGGGCCCCUUAGCUGGUCCUGUGACACUCACCAGCACUUAGACACGUCACCAGACUUCCUUUUCUUUUUUUUUUUUUUUUUUUUUGAGACAGUUUCGCUCUGUCACCCAGGCUGGAGUGUAAUGUUGCGAUCUCAGCUCGCUGUAGCUGCCACCUCUCAGGUUCAAGUGAUUCUCCUGUCUCAGCCUCCCAAGUAGCUGGAUUAUAGGUGUCCACCACACCUGGAUAAUUUUUUGUAUUUUUAGUAGAGAUGAGGUUUCACCAUGUUAGCCAGCCUGAUUUUGAACUUCUGCCCUCAAGUGAUCCACCUGCUCCAGCCUCUCAAAGUUCUAGGACUAUAGGCAUGAGCCACUGCGCCCAGCCUGUCACCAGACUUUCAAGGAGAUAACUGCAAUCAAGACAAGGUUUCUCAACCUCGAUGGCGAGUUUCUCUGGUUGGAAGGGGAGGGUUGGUGAGUCCUAAACCUUAAAAAUACAAGGUGAAAAGGGACUCCAAAGCAAAAAAUCCCAUUCCUUUUCCUCCUAGUCAUUGAAACACCAAAACUAUUACACCGGAGGGUGGAGGGUCACUUUUGCAGCCUAGUUGUGGUAGGCCAGUAGUGGCUCCCCAAGGUGCCCAUGUCCUAAUCCCAGGAACCUGUCAGCCUUACCUUCUGUGGCCAAAGGGGCUUUGCAGAUGUAAAGAAGUUAAGGAUCUUUGGCCUGGAAGAUUAUCACGGCUGGUCCAGGAGGGUUUGAUGUCCUCACCCAGGUCCAUAUAAGAGCACAGCAGGUGACCGGAAUUGAGUAGGGCAGUGCAAGCCACGGAUUGCAGGCUGCCUCCAGAGCCAGGAAACGCAUUCUCCCACCGAGGCCUAGAAGGCGCCGGCCCUGCUUCCACCUGGACUGGCUCAGUGAGGCUGACAUUAGAAUUCUGGCCUCCAGAAAUCUAAGGGAAUAAAUUUGGGUUAAGUCUCUAA